This is a messenger RNA of Leptidea sinapis, 1470 nucleotides long. RefSeq lists its product as uncharacterized. Gene Ontology annotation, biological process: N-terminal peptidyl-methionine acetylation. The record is from RefSeq and is a predicted model, not a curated record. Gene Ontology annotation, molecular function: protein-N-terminal amino-acid acetyltransferase activity. The transcript is spliced from 2 exons. NCBI's taxonomy places the organism in Eukaryota, Metazoa, Arthropoda, Insecta, Lepidoptera, Pieridae. Bases 282 to 1166 code for a protein of 294 amino acids. Gene Ontology annotation, cellular component: NatC complex.
GCCAAUCGUCUUGUCAUUUGGUGGUCGCCUUUUUUGCAAUGUGAUUUUGUAAAGCCCAAAGUCGAUGAAUAGUGUAUUUUUUUUCAAGGAAAAUCAUACCAAAUUAAAAUAUAUUGUUUAAUUUAACAGAUCAAAAUUUCUUACAUUUUGAAAUUUGCAAAUUUACUUCAGGUGUCACUUCCUACAUUGUGGUUUACUGUAGGUUCAAGAUGUCGGUGAUACUCUUUCUCAAUUUUGACAAGAAAAUAUUUGCGUAAAUAAGGGCUUUUGGUAUUGUUUAUAUGAGCUUAAUUUCUUUGAAUUUUUAUAAAGCUAGAUAUUCUAAUAAGAUGAACGAAGUCGCUGACGACAAAGUACACAACAUCCAGAAAUGCGCAAGUGCAAAAAAUAAGACUUCCAAAGAUCCUUCAAGAAGUACUGAGGACAAGUGUUUAGCAAAUGACGAAAAUUUAAGUGAAACGAUAACAGAGGUUCUUCAUAUUAGUCAUAAUAACCUUACUAAUGGUACAAGUGAACAUAAUAAAAGUAACAUUAUUAACUCUCAGCCAGAUUUAGAUCUUUUGAUUGAGGAAGCUGCUCCCAGUGAAAGUUUCCAUGUAAAUAGUGUACAUUGUAGCGAUUUAAAAGAUACUAAAGAUGAUAAUGAUAGUAGAUCUAAGGAACACCAAGAAAAGACUGGGAACUGUCAUCGGGUUAUAGAAGAUAAACAUGGAGAUUUUGAAAUAAUUUCCUAUGAGUCAGAACUUCAAAUGCCUGAAAUAAUGAGACUAAUUCAAAAAGAUUUAUCAGAACCGUAUUCAAUUUAUACAUAUAGAUAUUUUAUACAUAAUUGGCCUAAACUCUGCUUUUUGGCUACUUACGAACAAAAAUGCAUAGGUGCCAUUGUAUGUAAGUUAGAUAUGCAUCGUAAUGUCAAAAGAGGAUAUAUAGCAAUGUUAGCUGUUGACAAAAAACAUAGGACAAAGGGAAUUGGUUCAAGGCUUGUUCAGAAGGCAAUACAGGUGAUGAUAGAUGACAAUGCAGAUGAAGUAGUUUUGGAAACUGAGAUAACAAACAAACCAGCAUUGAAGCUAUAUGAAAACUUGGGUUUUGUUAGGGAUAAACGAUUGUUUAGAUAUUAUCUCAAUGGAGUUGAUGCAUUAAGAUUGAAACUUUGGCUCAGGUGAAAGAUAUAAGAAUCCUUUAGGAUAUUGUGUUCUUAAUGACAAACUUUUGUAACAACAUUAAUGUUGUUGUCUGCCAUCUGGGUUUUAGCCAAAAAUAGUUUGUUUAGUCAUGUGAAUUAUUUUAUUUUUGUAAUUAUGUGUUGAAUGAUUAUGUAAUUCUGAAAUAACAUUAUGUUAUAGAAUAAAUAAUGCCCGAUGGAUUCUAUCACAAAGUUGCAAUAUAAAUUUAUAUAUGUAAUAUUAUGUACCCAAAGUUUGUAUUAUAUGGUUUUUAGUUCAGUAUAAAUAAAAGAAUUGAACAAAA